Messenger RNA from Sturnus vulgaris (Common starling), 2078 nucleotides. The record is from RefSeq and is a predicted model, not a curated record. Lineage: Eukaryota; Metazoa; Chordata; Aves; Passeriformes; Sturnidae.
AGUUCUGGUGGUGAUGAACUUGGGCCAAACUAACUCAGCUGGUCUGUAUUAUCCUGUUGCCAGUAUCCUAAAGACCAGCUGAGAAGCCUUGUGACAGGUCAGGCUGACAUCUGAAUGUUGUAAAGGAGAAAAGUACAGCCAGAGUCAUCUACAUCAGACCUCAACGUGGCACUGCGUGAAUGUAUGGCAGCUCUGGACUUAUUUCUUAACAACAAGUUCUCAGAUGCUUUGGCUUCUCUACAAGCAAAAACUAAAGACAGCAUGUAUCAUGCCCUGACUUAUGCCACCAUAUUGGAGAUGCAAGCUAUGAUGACAUUUGAUCCUCAGGACAUACUGAAUGCAGGGAACACAAUGAAGGAAGCUCAAGCCACCUGUCAAAGAUUUAGGAAGAAAUCUACUGUAGCUGAUUCUAUCAACAACCUUGUGCAUAGGCAAAGCCUUGAACACUUCACUGAAGAGGAAAUCCAUGCAGAAAUUUGUUAUGCUGAAUGUUUACUUCAGAGAGCAGCACUCACGUUCCUCCAGGAUGAGAAUAUGGUCAGCUUCAUAAAAGGAGGCAUCAAAGUCCGAAACAGUUACCAAACCUACAGGGAGCUGGACAGUCUCAUACAGUCCCCACAUUAUGUCAAAGGAGAGAACCAUCUUCAUUUUGAGGGAGGUGUGAAACUUGGAGUUGGAGCAUUUAACCUGACGUUGUCCAUGUUUCCUGCACGGAUUCUGAGAUUAUUGGAAUUUGUUGGAUUUUCUGGGAAUAAGGAACAUGGUCUGCUGCAGCUUCAAGAAGGAGCAUCAUCAUACAGCUUUAGGUCGGUGCUGUGUACCAUGCUGUUGCUUUGCUAUCAUACUUUCAUGACCUUUGUGUUAGGGACAGGAAAAGGAAAUAUUGAGGAGGCAGAAAAACUACUUAAGCCUUACUUGGCACGCUAUCCAAAGGGAGCCAUAUUCCUGUUUUUUGCAGGCAGGAUAGAAACACUAAAGGGUAAUAUUGAUGCGGCAGUCAGUAGGUACGAGGAAUGCUGUGAAGCUCAGCAGUACUGGAAGCAGUUUCACCACAUGUGCUACUGGGAGCUGAUGUGGUGCUUCACCUACAAGCGCCAGUGGAAGAUGGCUUUUUUCUAUGCAGACCUGCUGAGCAAGGAAAACACUUGGUCAAAGGCUACUUACAUUUACAUGAAAGCUGCUUAUCUCAGUAUGUUUGGACCAGAUGACUGCAGUCCUUUUGGAGACAGCGAAGUUGAAUUAUUUAGGAUUGUUCCCAGUCUGAAACUGAAAAUUGCAGGGAAGUCUUUGCCCACAGAAAAGUUUGCAAUUCGGAAAGCACGACGGUAUCUUUCUUCAAACCCCAUUCCUUUACCUGUCCCACCUUUGGAAAUGAUGUAUAUCUGGAAUGGCUAUGCUGUAAUUGGAAAAUGUCCCAACUUAACAGAAGGCAUGUUAGAGACUUUAAAUGAAGCAGAAGAAGCACUGGCAAGAAGUUCAGCUACAGAACUACUGGCAGAUGACCGGUGUGUGAUAAAGCUGUUAAAGGGAUUGUGCUUCAAGCAUCUGGGCAAGAUCUCAGAAGCAGAAGACCAUUUUAAUUACAUCUAUUUAAAUGAGAAGAAGAUAAAAUAUGACCAUUAUCUAAUUCCAAAUGCCUUGCUGGAGCUGGCAAUACUGUAUCUGGACCAGGAUAGGAGAGAAGAAGCAAUAAAACUUCUGGAAAAAGCAAAACAAAACUACAAGAAUUACUCCAUGGAAACAAGGACACAUUUCAGAAUUCAAGCUGCCCUGCACCAAGCCAAAUCCGCCCCAGAAAAUGGAAUGCACUGUGGAGCCUCAGCAGUGUCGUAACAUUUUCUUCUUUGAUGUUCUGUUUGUUGCAAACUUUGUGCAGAAAAUUACUGACACUUUAGAAUUAUUUUUCCUUCUCUUUCAAGUCAGUGAAAAAAACCAAAUAACUUAAAAUUUCAAAGGUGAUGCAUAAAACAUUUGUCUAGUGUAAUAACAUGGCAAAAAAUCUCUCAAACCAACCAUAACCCUGAAAAAUAUUGUUUUUCCAACCGUGGCUUUUUGAAUACUUACAUCUGUGUAAUUCA